CGGGUGAUAUUGGCAUGGGAUUUUAACCCUCCGGCUUCGCUCUACCCAGGCAGAAACAGCAUCUCCCAGCCUUUCAAUGCAGGCGUGGAGACCCUCUUCAGCUCAGCCAAGCUGCAUGCAUGCUCUAAAUGCCUGCAGGACGGAGAACUCCUGAGCCUUGCCAUGGGAUGCCUUGCCACGCUGAGGGGAUUCCUCCUUUAAGAUGGGUAAUAAGCAGACGAUAUUUACAGAUGAACAGCUAGAUGCCUAUCAGGAUUGUACCUUCUUCACACGAAAGGAGAUCCUUCGGUUGCACGGGCGCUACCACGAAUUGGCACCAAACAUGGUACCCAUGGACUAUACCAAGAAUCCAGAUGUUAAACUACCUAUGCAGCUCAUAGUAAACAUGCCAGAGCUACAGGAGAACCCCUUCAAGGAGAGGAUUGUCCACUCUUUUUCAGAGGAUGACGAAGGGAACCUCAGCUUUAAUGACUUUGUUGAUAUGUUCUCCGCACUCAGCGAAACGGCUCCCCGGGAGCUAAAAGCAGUCUAUGCCUUUAAAGUCUACGAUUUUAACACUGACAACUUCAUUUGUAAAUCUGAUCUGGAACAAACCCUCAACAAGUUGACAAAAGAAGAGCUCACGGAAGAAGAAGUCAGCCUGGUUUGUGAAAAAGUCAUCGAUGAAGCCGAUAUGGAUGCUGACGGGAAACUUGGCUAUUCAGAUUUUGAGAACAUGAUUUCCAAAGCGCCAGAUUUUCUCAGCACUUUCCAUGUACGAAUCUGA
Messenger RNA from Elgaria multicarinata webbii, 766 nucleotides. It is a transcript of the gene CIB2, whose product is annotated as calcium and integrin binding family member 2. The transcript is spliced from 6 exons. Gene Ontology annotation, cellular component: cell periphery; cytoplasm; stereocilium. Gene Ontology annotation, molecular function: magnesium ion binding; calcium ion binding. The record is from RefSeq and is a predicted model, not a curated record. Bases 203 to 766 code for a protein of 187 amino acids. Gene Ontology annotation, biological process: calcium ion homeostasis. Lineage: Eukaryota; Metazoa; Chordata; Lepidosauria; Squamata; Anguidae.